Phaeodactylum tricornutum CCAP 1055/1 is the source of this 1004-nucleotide messenger RNA. Its product is annotated as isomerase triosephosphate isomerase. Gene Ontology annotation, cellular component: cytosol. The transcript has a single exon. The record is from RefSeq and is a predicted model, not a curated record. Gene Ontology annotation, molecular function: triose-phosphate isomerase activity. Bases 69 to 875 code for a protein of 268 amino acids. Lineage: Eukaryota; Bacillariophyta; Bacillariophyceae; Surirellales; Neidiaceae. Gene Ontology annotation, biological process: glyceraldehyde-3-phosphate biosynthetic process; gluconeogenesis; glycerol catabolic process.
AAACCUUCUGUACGUCAACAUCUCUUGUGUUGCCAAGCGUCAGCUCGUUUACUUCAAAUCCCCGAACAAUGCCUCGCCCUGACGGAUCGUCUACCCCUGCUGCGGAAGGAGAACGCAAGUAUCUUGUUGCCGGCAAUUGGAAGUGCAACGGAACCCUUGCCUCAAAUGAGGAACUCGUCAAAACCUUCAACGAGGCUGGACCGAUCCCUUCCAACGUGGAAGUAGCGAUUUGCUGCCCUUCAGUGUAUCUUCCUCAGCUUCUCAGCUCGCUUCGUGACGAUAUCCAGAUCGGGGCACAGGAUUGUGGCGUCAACGACAAGAACGGAGCCUUCACCGGUGAAAUCGGCGCCUUUCAGAUAAAGGAUAUUGGUUGCGACUGGGUCAUCAUCGGACACUCCGAACGGCGUGAAGGAUUUGAAAUGCCGGGAGAAACCCCUGAUCUUUGCGCCAAGAAAACCCGUGUUGCCAUCGAUGCCGGCCUCAAAGUCAUGUUCUGCAUCGGGGAAAAGAAGGAACAGCGCGAGGACGGCACAACAAUGGAUGUGUGCGCAUCUCAGUUGGAGCCUCUCGCGGCUGUUCUCACCGAAUCAGAUUGGUCCAGUAUCGCGAUUGCUUACGAGCCCGUGUGGGCGAUUGGUACAGGCUUGACCGCGACACCCGAAAUGGCCCAGGAGACUCACGCGUCGAUUCGAGACUGGAUCUCACAGAACGUAUCCGCAGACGUUGCCGGCAAGGUUCGUAUUCAGUACGGUGGCUCCAUGAAAGGUGCCAACGCCAAAGAUCUGCUAGAACAGCCGGAUAUUGACGGCGGAUUGAUCGGGGGUGCAUCCUUGACAGCUGACUUUUUUAAUGUUGUCAAUGGUGCUCCCAAAUAAACAUCUUUUUAAAUGAAUAUGAUUUGUUACCUGUGGUUGUAACAACAGUACUCGUUUCAUCAAGAUGUCUUUUUUCAACAAUCAAUACCAUCCUUUUUCGACAGAAUAGCUUAUCUGUUUUACAUACUG